Marmota flaviventris (yellow-bellied marmot) is the source of this 321-nucleotide messenger RNA. RefSeq names its product succinate dehydrogenase [ubiquinone] cytochrome b small subunit, mitochondrial-like. NCBI's taxonomy places the organism in Eukaryota, Metazoa, Chordata, Mammalia, Rodentia, Sciuridae. Gene Ontology annotation, molecular function: heme binding; ubiquinone binding. Gene Ontology annotation, biological process: tricarboxylic acid cycle; mitochondrial electron transport, succinate to ubiquinone. The record is from RefSeq and is a predicted model, not a curated record. Gene Ontology annotation, cellular component: mitochondrial envelope; membrane; respiratory chain complex II (succinate dehydrogenase).
AUGGCAGUUCUCUUGAGGCUGGGUGUCCUCUGUGGUGCUCAGGGAGGCCGAGCUCGUUCCAAGGCUGCAUCUGUUCACUGGACUAGUGAGAAGGUUGUCAGUGUUUUGCUCCUGGGCCUGCUUCCAGCUGCAUAUUUGAAUCCUUGCUCUGCAAUGGACUACUCUUUGGCUGCAGUCUUCACUAUUCAUAGUCACUGGGACCUUGGACAAGUUGUCACUGAUUAUGUUCAUGGGGAUGCAUCACAGAAAGCUGCCAAAGCAGGCCUUUUGGCACUCUCAGCUUUAACCUUUGCUGGGCCGAGGUUAUUUCAACUAUCAUAA